Messenger RNA from Capsella rubella, 899 nucleotides. Its product is annotated as polyadenylate-binding protein 2. The coding region runs from base 38 to 781 and encodes 247 amino acids. Gene Ontology annotation, molecular function: RNA binding. NCBI's taxonomy places the organism in Eukaryota, Viridiplantae, Streptophyta, Magnoliopsida, Brassicales, Brassicaceae. The transcript is spliced from 7 exons. The record is from RefSeq and is a predicted model, not a curated record.
UCUCGUUACGCCGUUAGGGUUUUGUUUGUCACCUCUAAUGGAGAACGAAAGACAGAAAGAGAACGAGGUAAUCUCUACUUCUCAUCUCUCCAUGAGCAAGCGGCUUAAGAAAUGCUCUGCAUCCACCGAUGUUAGGGAUACAACGGAGCCUUCGCAGAAUGUUGCUGGGAAAGAGUUGAAUGAUGAUUCAGAAGUAAUACUGAAGAAGCAAAAAAAGGAAAGUGGUCAUGAAAAUGAAAAAACUGCAUUGAAAAAGGUGGAAGAACAUGAUUGCAUUUACGGCAAUGAAGAAGAGGCUUUUGGAAACAAUCAGCGUACCAUAUACGUUAAGGGAUUAGAUUGUUCCCUUUCUAGAUAUGAUAUCAAGAGCGCAUUGGAAAAACACUUUGCUUCAUGUGGUGACAUCUCCAGGGUUUUUGUUCCGUUUGAGUGUCGAACCGGAGUACCUUUGGGAUGUGCUUUCAUUAAUCUGAUGGACCCAAAGAAGGCGUUAGAACUAGAUGGAAGUUACUUGGGACCUUCUAAGCUUGAGGUUGUGAUUUCUGGCACCACACCUAUAGGCUUUUAUAACUUUAAAGGUUGCGGACGUUGUAUACUUAUUCUGAAGAGGCGCAACUUCCGCCGCUUUGUGGAUGCUCGUGUUGGUCGUAUAAUACCCUGGACACCCGAGUUAGCCCGUUGGAUGAGUGAAGCAAAGAAAAUGAUCAAAGCAAAGAAAAAGAUGGAAGCAAAGAAAAAGAUGGAAGCAAACAAAAAGAUUGAAGCGGAAAACAAGGGCUAAUAAACAAAAUUCUAGUUGCUGCUUCUUGUUUGUAUGGUGUAUCACGUGUGACUACUCUUGCUAUUUUAGUUUCAUAAAUAUUUAUGCCUAAGUCAAAUAAAUUAUUAAAUUUUGGUUA